Messenger RNA from Populus euphratica (Euphrates poplar), 1405 nucleotides. RefSeq names its product metal tolerance protein B-like. NCBI's taxonomy places the organism in Eukaryota, Viridiplantae, Streptophyta, Magnoliopsida, Malpighiales, Salicaceae. The transcript is spliced from 3 exons. Gene Ontology annotation, cellular component: vacuole; plasma membrane. The record is from RefSeq and is a predicted model, not a curated record. Gene Ontology annotation, biological process: zinc ion transmembrane transport. The coding region runs from base 206 to 1330 and encodes 374 amino acids. Gene Ontology annotation, molecular function: zinc ion transmembrane transporter activity.
AAUUUCCAAUCAAGUUUUGAUCUUUUUCACGUUUAUGAUCAACCCAAUUCCUCAAUUCUUGAGAUUGAAGCCCUAAAGCGUAUCAUAGUUGCAGGUUUCUCCGUGGUUUUUCCAAAAUUUUAGGUUCUGUUUUUGCUUUUGUGAUUUGGAGAAAUUUCUGCUGCUUGCCUGUUUGUGGAUCCAUUUAGACUUUCACAUUUUUUAGAUGGAACACGAGGAAGUCUCCAUUUUGAGAUCGGAGGACCUUAAUGAUAUUGAAAUGGCUAUUGCAUCCAAGGAAAGAUCCAUCCUUCCUAUUGAACCCCAGCUAACUUACAGUCCUGUUUGUACCUUCAACAAACAAGAAAGUUUUACUGUGGAAUCAGAAGAGCGAUCAAAGUCAGCAAUGAAACUUUCUGGACUCAUAAUUUUCUAUUUAAUAGUUAUGGCAGUGGAGGUCAUUGGUGGUGUGAAAGCCAAUAGUCUUGCAGUUAUCACUGAUGCUGCACAUUUGCUAACUGAUGUUGCUGGAUUCUCUGUUUCCCUUUUCACAGUGUGGGCUACAGGUUGGGAGGCAACAUCACACCAGUCUUUUGGAUAUGGUCGCCUUGAAGUUCUGGGUGCCCUGCUAUCUGUUCAGCUCAUAUGGCUGAUAUCUGGAUUUUUAAUUUACGAAGCAAUUGACAGAAUUCUUCACAAAAAUGCAGGGGUGAAUGGAGGACUCAUGUUUGCAAUUGCAUUAUUUGGAUUUAUCAUUAAUUUUAUAAUGGUCGUGUGGCUGGGCCAUGAUCACUCUCAUCAUGCAUGCCAUGUUCACAAUCAUGAUCAUACCCACAACCACGAGAGAGAGGAUUUAUGUGCAGCAGAUGAAGGGGGGGAGACUAAGCUGGCAUCAAGUUCUCCAGUAAAUACAAAGAUUUUGAACAUAAAUAUCCAAGGGGCAUACCUCCAUGUCAUGGCUGAUCUAAUUCAGUCUGUUGGUGUGAUGAUUGCUGGAGCAGUUAUAUGGGCCAAACCAGAUUGGUUGGUGGUUGAUCUUAUCUGCACUCUACUCUUCUCUACUUUUGUUCUGUUUACUACUUUGCCGAUGCUUAGAGAUAUCUUCUGUAUACUAAUGGAGAGCACUCCACGCGAAAUCAGUGUUAGCAGGCUGGAGAGUGGUCUAAAGUGUAUUAAAGGAGUUCAAGAUGUUCAUAACGUGCAUGUAUGGUCCCUAACAGUAGGGAAACCGGUGUUCUCUUGCCAUGUAAUUGCUGAGCCUGGCGCCAGCUCUACUGAAAUUCUUCAUAGGAUAUGGGACUACUGUGAGAGAACGCACAGAAUUCAUAAUGUAACUGUACAAAUUGAGUAGGAAGCUUUCAGAUCUCUCCAGCAUGACUUUGUUUCAACAUUUUUCAAAAAUUUUAUUUCUGAAUCAUUUUACGGC